Morus notabilis is the source of this 1112-nucleotide messenger RNA. Its product is annotated as RING-H2 finger protein ATL78. The coding region runs from base 198 to 878 and encodes 226 amino acids. The transcript has a single exon. Gene Ontology annotation, biological process: protein ubiquitination. Gene Ontology annotation, molecular function: transferase activity. The record is from RefSeq and is a predicted model, not a curated record. NCBI's taxonomy places the organism in Eukaryota, Viridiplantae, Streptophyta, Magnoliopsida, Rosales, Moraceae.
CAUAAAAUCACAUUUUAAUUUAAAUUAACGAGCUAAUCAAGUCCUAAACAAAACCAUAAAGGAAAAACCGUAUACAAACGUACCCACACACACAUAUAACUAUAUAUAUACAAACAUCAUCCUCCUCCAACAACUUCCAAGCUCAAUACUAAACCAAAGUCCAAUUGUUUACUCACAGAGGCAUUUCAUCCAACACCAUGGCUGCAACUUCCUUCUACUCUAGAAGACUCAUCCUCCACUCUCCACUAACCACGGCGGCUCCUCCGUCUCCAGUCGCCGCUGCCGGCCACUCCUCUCCCUCCUCCUCCUCCUCGUCGGAGCAGUACCCCGGCGACAGCAGCUUCGACGCGAACGUAGUGAUGGUCCUAUCGGUCCUCCUCUGCGCUUUGAUCUGCUCCCUAGGGCUCAACUCCAUCAUCCGCUGCGCAUUGCGCUGCUCGACCUUCGUCUCCGCCUCCGGUUCCUCAUCGGAAUCCGGAUCCGAUUCCAGAUCCGCCCAAUCGGCGGCGGCGAAUACCGGAGUGAAGAAGAAGGCGCUGAAGACCUUCCCGACAGUGAGCUUCUCCUCCGAUCUGAACCUUCCCGGACUCGACUCCGAGUGCGCGAUCUGCCUCUCGGACUUCGCCGCCGGCGACAGCCUCCGCCUCCUCCCGAAGUGCAACCACGGAUUCCACGCGCGAUGCAUCGAUAAGUGGCUGAACUCGCACUCCUCCUGCCCUAAGUGCCGCCACAACCUGCUCGAGACUUGUCAGAAGAUCGUCGGCGCCGCAAGCUCGUCGGAGCAGUUUCCGGCGGUUCAAGAUCCGUCGGCGGUUGUUCUCGCCGUUUCGCCGUUAGAACCUGAAGGUCCGAUACGUAGUUAUAGAGGAAAUAGCUAAUUGAUUUUAAUUUCAAUUUAUUAAUCUUUUUUUUUUUCUAUUUUCUCCACUCUUGAAGUUGUAAAUUGUAAUUGUAUGAUAUUAUUGUUGUGUUUGUAUGGGGUUUAGACUCUUUAAGAAAUUAAAAAAAUAAAAAAAAUAAAAAAAAAGCCCCUCAACUAGAUAAGCUAGUAGAAGAAAAAUGCAGUUGUGUAGUUGUAAAAUUGUAUAUAGUUUUAUUUAUUUUCAAGGAAA